Messenger RNA from Guillardia theta CCMP2712, 2703 nucleotides. RefSeq lists its product as hypothetical. The coding region runs from base 1 to 2703 and encodes 900 amino acids. NCBI's taxonomy places the organism in Eukaryota, Cryptophyceae, Pyrenomonadales, Geminigeraceae. The transcript has 13 exons. The record is from RefSeq and is a predicted model, not a curated record.
AUGGCAGGAGACGAAUCGGAGGCGGAAGAGGAGGCGCCGGCAGAGCCUGAGCUCGUCGUACGGGUGACAGUAACGGAGAACGAGCAGCUGAAGAGACAGAAGGAGGCAGAAAGAAUGGCAAGGGCCCUGGCAAAACAAGAAGGCGCCGAGGAGCAGGAAGGAGGGGACGGUAACGACGCGGGUGAAAACGAGCAAGAGGAGCCCAAGUUAGAAGACCUUGGAAUGAGCUUCGAUCUCAGAAUGUAUGACGGUGUGUCUGUGCAAAGCGAAGUCAUCAACGAUUCAUCGUUCGUCUUCGAGCACAGAAUGCCGAUUCCCAUUGCAGAGGCCGUAGCUCUUGCUAUCACCGAGAACGAGCUGGUCUGCAUGAUCUCGGUGCUGGACCCUUCCUCUGAUGCUCCCGUCGUUGUCCUCCCUAUCAAUAUCCAUCACCUCAUUGGCGGAGACCUGGAGGUAUCCCAGACGUGCUCGCUCGCGUCGACGAGACUAGCCCUCGACCCGUUCAAUCUCGUCUCUUUCACCAUCACAUGCACUGCGAACAAGGAUGUGUUGGACGAGGAGACGCGUCAGAAGCUCAAUCCUCUCACUAUUACCAUCUGCGAGGCGAAUCAGAUGCCGAGCCGUGACACGUCCGGCCGAGAGGCGUCCUUCUCCGACAUGCACUCCGCUCUCCGACCAGCCUUCUGCAAGUACACGUUCUUGGGAAGGGCGGUGGAAACCAACGGAGUUCUGCAGGAGAAGAAGCUUGUCUUCGAUCAUCGGCAAGUGUUCUGCCUGGGGAUGAAAGAGCCGUCGGAUGUGAUGGAGUACUUGCUGCACAAGGAGCUUCUCGUCGAGAUUCGUGAUCGCGAGAAAGCCAAGACAGCAGAACCGACCAUGUCGGAACCUCUGCCGGCAGAGGAGGCGACGCCGGAGGGAGAGGAGACGACAGAGGAAAAGAAGUUGAACUCAGACAUCGUCAAGCAGUGGUCAGGGCUCAAAAGGAUCGACAAGGAACGAGCUACUCAGAUCCCUCCUCCUCCUCAGUUCGGGCUGGUGAGGGUGAAACUUGCAGACAUGGUGAGGGAGGGGAGUAUGAGGAUAGUGGCGACACGAGAGAUCAGUCCGAUGAAGGAAGAGAACGCUCCUAAGUAUGCUGUCUCCUUCCACAACAAAGAAUAUCCCUCUGCGUUCAUCGAAUGUGGCAGCACCAUGACAGUCAAGUUGUCGCUCUCGCAUCCCCUGGAACAGUUUGUCUACGAAGGGAACUUCCAACGGGUUGUGCUGAAAAUUCCGUAUGCCGACACAAAGAUGCUUUCGCUGAUUGAAAACCAAGUCAUGAAGAAAAACUGCAUCGCGCUGCAGGGUAAAGUUGAUGCUCCCCUGGACCUCAGCAUGGACAGUGAAAUCCUCAAGAAAUCUCUUGCGACGGUCUCGUUGACCCACGACUUGCAAAGCGAUCCUACGCUCGACAUCAUCACGGGAGUGCAGGUGAUCGAGGGUGACUCGCGUCUGUUCAUCUUGGAAGGGAUCAUCUCCAGGAUCAACGAGGAGGAGGAGGAGGAGGAUGGAGCUAUCAUAGAGCUGAUCAAGAGUUUUUCUCACCCCAACAAGAAGGAGACUGGAGGGAGGAGUUUCAUCCUUUACAACCCCAGCCUCUCCUUCAACGAGAGGUUGUACGGAGGUUUCAACGCAGAGAUCAGGAGGAUCCGGCUCAAGAACAGCAUCAAGACUCUCUUGUCGCAGACGCAGCUGUCCCUGUCCUCCAAGUACCUCCCGUCCCUCCUCGCUCUCAUGCGCCUCUACGGCAUGAUGGGGGCAAGAAACAUGGUGCAAGUCAGGGAGGUCGUUUGCUUCCCUUCGGUGGAUCAGAUUAACCAGCUCUACAAGAAGUACGGCGACAUGCUGAGGACAGAAGACAUCGCGGGAGUUCCCGAGAAGAACUUGGAGGAGAUGCUGAGCAGAGGAGUUGACAAGAUGAACCUAUCGGAGGAAGAGCUCAAGGCCGUUACUAAAGAUCUCCCGUCUCGUCCUCAUCGUGUACCUCCUACCGACAGCAGCAACCCUGCCUACCUUGCCUACCUCAGCCUGAAGCGCCAGGAGCCCCCAGCUGACUACCAGGAGCAGCACAAACUUCUCGUGAAGGAUCUGAGCGACAAGUCGAGGUCCAAGAUGAACAAGUCAAUCAGGCCGCAGUCGUCGUGGGUCAAAGAUGACGUGUACAUGUACUGCUCGCAGAAGCUGUCCUUCUCCAGUCUUCACCAACAAGUGAUGCGAAGAAGGCUAAUGCGAGACUACGGGAAGGUCCACUACACGUACUCGAAGGAUUUCUUGAGCGGAGCUUUUGUGUUGGUUGAUGUUGAGGAAGCGAGGAGGAAGGAGGAAGAGGAGAAUAAGAAGUUGAUGAUCACCAGCGAUGGCUUCAGCGCCAUCAAGCCCACAACUGUCGAGACAUUCCGCAAGUUAGCCGGAGGCGUGACGGUCGAUGCAGCCAAAGGAUGGGAGGGAGGAGGAGGAGGACAACUGACAGAUUUCGAGAAGGAAAACCUGAAGCAAGAGUGGCUAGAUCCUGGUCUGUCCUUGAAGAAUGUUUCCUUCCACGAUCUCGACGUCAAAGAUGCAAGGACGGAAGCCGCGGGCCUUCACGGCGGAAAGCCUUUUCGUCGCUAUCACGCGCACGCGGCGCCAGAGACGUUCGGGUUGCAGUAUGAAGUAUUCGGGUGA